CGAGGACAGUACAUAUAGCUCGCAUGCCAUUUACGUUUGGUGUCGAAAUUCAUCGAACUAUUGAACUGUACUAUUUCUCGAUACACCAUGUUGCUAAUAAUUAUUUUAUCCAUGGUGAUUGGAGGGCUGUGCACAAUCGUUUUACAGAUCGUGCUGUUCUAUUCAUACAUGAGAAACCAGCCUGUCAUCGGUCCGUCCAAAAAGCCUCAGUAUGAAAGAGCCAGGAUGCAAAAACAGGAUUUGGGAAGUUAUCAAGACAUUGUUGCGAAGAAAGAACCUUUGGUUUGUUUGAAUGUUGUGUUGGCAUUCAUAUUUCGUGAAUUAAAAGACACCGAUCGUGUGCGUCGAUGGGUGGUUAAGAAGAUGAAUGUAGAGUUUGAUGAACUCCUACAAUCCAAGACAGUUGGUCGUGUUAUGGAAGCAAUCACUGUUCGUGACUACUCUUUGGGACCAACAUUACCAAUAUUCAAGAAUGCUACACUGCUGAAAGCCAAGCCGUCUGACAUGACCCAAGUACCUGAUGAAUUAGACAUUGGUUUAGAUGUAAUUUAUAAUGGAGGAUUUCGAUUGGCUGUGGAUGCUGAUUUGGUAUUCGGUAAAGCUGUGUAUGUCUGUGUUGUAUUGAAAUAUUUGAAAGGACAUGGACGAUUACAGUUAACCAGACACCCAUAUACACAUUGGUCCUUUGCAUUCUUAGAGGAACCAGAGAUGGACUUUGAAGUUGAGUCUCAGUUUGAGGGACGUAUGGUUAGUCAACUCGGCUCUCUUAUUAUUAACCAGAUUCGCCGAUCAAUACGUAAAAAGCACACCUUACCCAAUUACAAGAUCCGUUACAAACCAUUUUUCGUCAAACCAGAUCCUCCACAUGCGUCGGACGAUAUCUAUGUAAAUGAUGUUAAGAUCAGUGUUGGUAAAUUACAAGUCAAUAUUGUGGAAUGUACAAGACUUCCAGCAUUGUCUGCAGACUCUGAUAUAUAUUGUAGCCUAUAUGUGGAUUCCCUACCUUGGAAGGACCGUGGGGGUGUCAGUCGGAAGGUUGGAAUACCAUAUGACACUGUGGAAGUGGAAAUCCAACGUGUCAAUCCCUCACAAGCCAUUGGAGCAAUGUUUAAACAAGAUACAUCACUUGAUGAUGACCUAGAGGAACUGGUUGUCUUGGAAACUAUCACUCCCCAGUCACCUGCUAGUCGUACUGACUUGAAAAAAGGUGACAUUUUGAUAUCAGUUGAUGGUGGUAAAGUGACGUCAGUAAAAAAUGCAGCUAGGUUGAUAAAGCAAGCUGGGGAAAGACUAACGAUGAAAGUGAAACGACCUCUACUAAGUAUGCAGGUGGAAGAUCUAUCAGAAUCAAGUCAGGGACCCUCUGAGGAAGGUCUGAUGAUGAAAACAGAGGAUGACUUUGCUAGGCGACUAGUUUCUAAAGAAGAUGAUGAGUAUGUGAAUAUAACACUGAUGAAAAGUGCUAGCGGUGCAAGUAUAGAUGCACUGAGUACUGCAUCAACAUCCAGCAUCAGCUUGGAUGGUGAAGAAAGUUUAACAGCUGCCAUGAAACGCAAAGCAACUUCCUCUCCUAUGAUGUUAAGGAGGAAGUUACAUAGUGCGUAUGAAGUUGGAGUUCGGGCUUUAAGCGGGAAGGGGGAAGAUGUAAAGGAUGGAAAAACAGUGUCUGAUAUAGGGAAAAGUUCCCGAACUGAGUCUCAAAAACCACCGGCAGAUGGCGGUAAUAUUGGUAGUAAAGAAGGAGGGAAAUCAGUCUUGGAGACUGGGAAGGAAGUUGUCAGAAAGUUGAGCAAUGCUGGGAAAGAUAAUGCGGAAAAGAUUGCUAGUCUGCAAGUGAAAGAGAACAUAGAGAAUAAAACGAGACGGGGGAGUACGCAUUCCAUGAAGGACGAUAUCUUGGAAAGUAACGAUUCUGUAGACAGCGACUGCGUGGAUGGUGCUGUUCCCAUGCCUGGCAAGAUUGACGAUAGUAUUGAAAGUGAUAUCAAGAGAACAUCAACCGUACCUGCUUUGUUGGUUCCUUGCUGGGACGAGUUAUUCAACUUCGAAAUUUAUGAUUCUGAUAAAUACCUCAAUAUAUGUGUAUGGAAUAAAGGAUUUAUUCCGAGUAAACCAGAACAGGAGACAUUAAUAGGCUAUGUCAGCAUACCUUUGAUGAAUAUUUGUAUACAGUGUUUGACUACAGCCUCAGGAGAAUACAUGCAGACAUUUCAGUUGCAGCCACCUGAAAGACAAGCCGGCUCAAGUCGGCGUGCAGGUUUACAUCCAGAAAUAGCAGUGCACCGUGGCUUUGAAGAAUGUCUUUGUUACGGUGAUGUUACUGUUCUGUUCAACCACACACCAGACCCUAGUGUUAACGUACCAAAUGCAAAGGAAGACUUUGAAAUCAAAAAGAGAUCAGAUGAAACCGACAGCAAAGUGAAGAAGACGAUCAAUCAUACAGCCAGUCCUGUAAAGUCGUCCCAAGUAAAAUCAGCUGAUGGGACGAGAGAGAAAGAGACAUCAGGCUCUCAUCAGGGUACAAGUACUGAGAAUCGAGGUAGACAUGAUCUGAUUGGAACCCAGUUCUAUUCACCUACACGCUGUGAUCUAUGUGUAAAAAAAGUUUGGACUAAGUAUGCUUUUCAGUGCAGAGCAUGUGCCAUGAUAUGUCAUAAGAAGUGUGUGGACAAGGCGCAGACACAAACCUACUGCUCCAAAGAUGGAGCACGUUGGCGGUCCAGUAGCCUCCUUUUGUCAGAAACUAAUAAAACCACCAAAGAUGACAGUGCCGCCAAAGGAAUCAACAUACCAGCCCUCCCGAAGCAAUCAUCCCCCAAGACUUCACCUAAACUGCUACGAGGUCUGCCUCGUAUGUCACACUUACCACUUGGUAGCACAUUUCUACCAGAUACUGGUUCUGAUGAGAGUAGUGAUAGUGAUAGUCUAGCUGGUAAUGCCAGGACAUUGAAGUCACAGUUGUUACAAACCUAUGGUUCAAAAGGUGGUAAAUCCGGAGAUUCUGAUGCAUUGGUUGUGUCUGCUGCCAAAGAGAUGGGAAAAGAACUGUUCAGUAAUCUUGACAUUGGUGAGAGAAAGGAGAAACUAAACGCCAUGAUUAGUAAGCUGCAAAUGGAAAUUGACCAGGAGUCAGAAUCCAGAACUGACCUAUACAGAGAGGAAAAACAGUCCACAGACCUGCUUGAAAAGAAACGUAUAUCAGCAAGAAUGGAGAAAAGCGAUGAACGUUUACAAGCCUUAGCAUUACUAAUGUUACACUACUGUGCUGGUUUGCAUGACUGCACAGAGCAGGAAGAGAGAUUGAUCAAAAAAGAGAAAAGAUCUCGUGCUUCUUUAGAAUGCACUGCGGAUGAUGAUGUUUUCAAAACAGCUCCGAGGACUGUAACCCCGUCCAUCAAUCCUGGUGCUGUUAAAAAACUAACUUUUCGAUCAAAAUCAAAGGAGGACAGUUUUAACAUGAAGGAUGCCAAGAAUGAGGUUGAGGCAGAUAAAAACAAGGUCCCAUCAAUGGAAGUGGUUGCCGUGGAAGAAGAUGUAGAGGGCAGUCAGGAAAUGGAGCAGAAUGUGACAGAAGAAACAAUUGAAGAGAACACUGCUGUAAAAGAUAGAGUUGAAACAGAAUAUGUUGUUGACAAUGACGCCACCUGGAAUGAUGUUGUGGUGUCUGAGGGACAGGAGGCAUCGAGAGAGCAGGAGGUAAUUGAGGGGCAGGAGGUAUCUGAGCAGAGCGGCAUGGUGGAAGAUGAGGAGGAGGAGGAAGAAGAGGAAGAAGAAGAAGAAGAUGACGAGGAAACUAAAAUGUUAAAUCUAGAGAUAGCUGUCGAAGAAGCUUUGUUGCACCAGGAGCAAGAAAUGGUUGAUGAUAAUGAAGAGAGAGAAUACAUUGAUACACGGUUAGACGAUGUGGACAGUGAUAAGAGGUUGGACGCUGUGGACAGUGAUUAGAAGAGACAAACUGUUUUGAUUACUUAGCAAUUAAUUUAUGUGCUCGGUUUUAAAAUUAUUUUUAUUUUGUCUGUACAUGGACAUGAUGUUGAUUGAUUUUAUAAUUUAUUAAUUUGAUUAUUAACAAUUGUAAUUGAUUAUGUAUUGCUGUGGUCUUGCCAUUCUGUAA
Saccoglossus kowalevskii is the source of this 4114-nucleotide messenger RNA. RefSeq names its product PDZ domain-containing protein 8-like. Gene Ontology annotation, cellular component: mitochondria-associated endoplasmic reticulum membrane contact site. Gene Ontology annotation, biological process: mitochondrial calcium ion homeostasis. Gene Ontology annotation, molecular function: lipid binding; protein binding. Lineage: Eukaryota; Metazoa; Hemichordata; Enteropneusta; Harrimaniidae. The record is from RefSeq and is a predicted model, not a curated record.